Acanthopagrus latus (yellowfin seabream) is the source of this 4379-nucleotide messenger RNA. RefSeq names its product PRP6 pre-mRNA processing factor 6 homolog (S. cerevisiae) (gene prpf6). Bases 1 to 2910 code for a protein of 969 amino acids. The record is from RefSeq and is a predicted model, not a curated record. Gene Ontology annotation, molecular function: protein binding. Lineage: Eukaryota; Metazoa; Chordata; Actinopteri; Spariformes; Sparidae. Gene Ontology annotation, biological process: mRNA splicing, via spliceosome; spliceosomal tri-snRNP complex assembly. Gene Ontology annotation, cellular component: catalytic step 2 spliceosome; U4/U6 x U5 tri-snRNP complex. The transcript has 21 exons.
AUGGCCAGCGGUGGAGGGAAACAAGCGACGAAAAUUGUCUCCAAGUCGUCUGCGGGAGGCGCCGGGGCGGCGGGGGCAAGCGGCGGGCCCCCGGUAAUGCCCCUCGCCUCUCCGCUCAUGGGGAAGAAGAAGAAGCCGUUUCUGGGCAUGCCCGCCCCGCUCGGAUACGUCCCCGGUCUGGGCAGAGGCGCCACUGGUUUCACCACCCGAUCUGAUAUUGGUCCUGCUCGUGAUGCCAACGAUCCUGUGGAUGACCGACAUGCUCCCCCAGGGAAGAGGACGGUUGGGGACCAAAUGAAAAAGAACCAGGAUGAUGAUGAUGAAGAUCUGAACGACACAAAUUAUGAUGAGUUUAAUGGAUACGCAGGCAGCUUGUUCUCCAGUGGGCCCUAUGAGAAGGAUGAUGAAGAAGCAGAUGCUAUUUAUGCAGCACUGGACAAAAGGAUGGAUGAAAGACGCAAAGAAAGAAGGGAGCUGAGAGAAAAGGAAGAAAUUGAGAAGUAUCGUAUGGAGCGACCAAAAAUCCAGCAGCAGUUCUCAGAUCUAAAGAGGAAAUUGGCAGAGGUGUCAGAAGAGGAGUGGCUGAGCAUCCCUGAGGUUGGCGAUGCCAGGAAUAAACGCCAGAGAAAUCCCCGCUAUGAAAAACUCACUCCUGUCCCAGACAGUUUCUUUUCCAAACACCUGCAGACUGGAGAGAACCACACCACUGUUGAUCCGCUGCAAGGGCUUGGAGGUCUGAACACACCUUAUCCAGGAAGCAUGACCCCCGGCCUGAUGACACCAGGUACAGGAGAGUUGGACAUGAGAAAAAUCGGUCAGGCCAGGAACACUCUGAUGGACAUGAGGCUCAGCCAGGUGUCUGACUCAGUGAGUGGACAGACUGUAGUGGAUCCAAAGGGUUAUCUGACAGAUCUCAACUCGAUGAUCCCCACACAUGGAGGAGACAUCAGUGACAUCAAGAAAGCUCGUCUGCUGCUGAAAUCAGUGAGGGAGACCAAUCCCCAUCACCCGCCUGCUUGGAUUGCCUCUGCCAGGCUUGAGGAGGUGACUGGCAAACUGCAGGUGGCCAGGAAUCUGAUCAUGAAAGGCACGGAGAUGUGUGUUAAGAGUGAGGAUGUGUGGCUGGAGGCAGCCAGGCUCCAGCCUGGUGACACAGCUAAAGCCGUGGUUGCCCAGGCUGUGCGCCACCUGCCACAGUCUGUCCGCAUCUAUAUCAGAGCUGCAGAGCUGGAGACAGAUGUCAGGGCCAAGAAAAGAGUCCUCAGGAAGGCUCUGGAGAAUGUGUCCAAAUCAGUUCGACUGUGGAAGACAGCUGUUGAGCUGGAGGAACAAGAGGAUGCCAGGAUCAUGCUCAGCAGAGCUGUGGAGUGCUGCCCUACUAGUGUGGAGCUGUGGCUGGCCCUGGCCCGAUUAGAGACUUAUGAGAACGCCCGUCGCGUUCUGAACAAAGCUCGAGAGAACAUCCCCACUGAUCGCCACAUCUGGAUCACUGCUGCCAAGUUGGAAGAGGCCAAUGGCAACACUCAGAUGGUGGAGAAGAUCAUUGACAGAGCCAUCACUUCUCUACGGGCCAAUGGCGUGGAGAUCAACAGAGAGCAGUGGAUACAGGAUGCAGAGGAGUGUGACAAAGCAGGCAGUGUGGCUACCUGCCAAGCGGUGAUAAGGGCCGUCAUAGGGAUCGGCAUUGAGGAGGAGGACCGCAAACAUACCUGGAUGGAGGAUGCCGAUAGUUGUGUGGCCCAUGGGGCACUGGAGUGUGCCAGGGCUAUCUAUGCCCAUGCCCUGCAGGUGUUCCCCAGUAAAAAGAGCGUCUGGCUCAGAGCAGCCUACUUUGAAAAAAAUAACGGCACCAGAGAGUCUUUGGAGGCCUUGCUCCAAAGGGCUGUGGCUCACUGCCCCAAGGCAGAGGUCCUGUGGCUGAUGGGGGCCAAGUCUAAGUGGCUGGCUGAGGAUGUUCCUGCAGCCAGAAGUAUCCUCGCGCUGGCCUUCCAGGCUAACCCAAACAGUGAAGAGAUCUGGCUGGCUGCUGUCAAGCUGGAAUCUGAGAACAAUGAGUAUGAAAGAGCCCGUCGCCUGCUGGCCAAGGCCCGCAGCAGUGCCCCUACAGCCAGGGUAUUUAUGAAGUCUGUAAAGUUGGAGUGGGUGUUGGGGAACAUCGAGGCUGGCCAGGAGUUGUGCACAGAGGCCCUGAAACAUUAUGAGGACUUCCCCAAAUUGUGGAUGAUGAGAGGCCAAAUAGAAGAGCAGUGUGAAAGCAUGGAUAAGGCCAGAGAGGCGUACAACCAGGGGCUGAAGAAGUGUCCUCACUCAGUGCCCCUGUGGUUGCUGCUGUCUCGUCUUGAAGAGAGAGUGGGACAGCUGACCAGAGCGAGAGCAAUCCUGGAGAAGGCACGACUGAAGAAUCCCCAGAGUCCUGAGUUAUGGUUGGAGUCAGUCCGACUGGAGUUUCGGGCCGGACUGAAGAAUAUCUCGAACACCCUGAUGGCCAAAGCCCUGCAGGAGUGCCCCAAUUCAGGUAUUCUGUGGGCUGAGGCAGUGUUCUUGGAGGCCAGACCUCAGAGGAAGACUAAGAGUGUUGAUGCUUUGAAGAAAUGUGAACAUGAUCCCCACGUCUUGCUCGCUGUGGCCAAGUUGUUCUGGAGUGAGCGUAAAAUCACCAAAGCCAGAGAGUGGUUUCUGAGGACAGUAAAGAUUGAGCCAGACCUGGGAGAUGCUUGGGCUCUGUUCUACAAGUUUGAAAUGCAGCAUGGCACAGAGGAACAACAGGAAGAGGUGCGGAAGCGCUGUGAGAAUGCCGAGCCUCGCCACGGGGAGCUGUGGUGCGCCGAGUCCAAACACGUUCUGAACUGGCAGAAGAAGACGGGAGAGAUCUUAGCAGAGGUCGCCAGCAAGAUCAAGAACACAUUCUGAGAUUGGAGAAAAUGUUUGACUGAACACCUGGAAGACUCUGGCAGUCACCAGUCUAGCAGGAAACAGAUAUGGACAUGCUCAACCGUUGUUCUCUCCCAGGACUUACUCAUCUGCAGCAGAUACAGUGUUCACAUGUACCCCACCUUUUUCGUGUUCUAGUUUGUUCAUUUUUUGUUUUGUUUUCCUUAUAACAGUGGAGUCAGUUUGUGUAAUUUCAGCAGAAAAUGUGCCAAAGUGAAACCAAAUCUACAUAUAAAACUCACCCCAUCAAUGAUUGUCGUAAAGUGAAUGAAUAGUGGAAAGUGGUCGUAUUUACAGAUAUGUGUCACAUAACAUGGGGACAAACGGACUGGAGGUCUGGCCUUUGACUUGGCCCCUCAAGGCAUUAAUAUUGUUUUGAAGAUGCCCCUGUGCAGCUCCUGCUGUAUGUUUGAGGUAUUAGUCUCGCUGGGAGGUAAACCUUCUCCCAGGUCCUGUUGCAGACUGCUACAGGUUGUCCUCUGGGAUUUCCCUGUUUUACAGAAAAGCUUCCCACAGUUUGAGCUUGACCUGCUUGAUGUGGGGGAGAUGGCUUGUUUAGCAUCUGCUCUCAUUAGACUGUAAAACUUUCCUCCACUUCGUUUCACUCAUUCUUCUGAAUUCUUUUUUUUUCUUUCUACAUUCUGCUCCUCCUUGCAACACCACCAAAUAGCUGCACCUGGUGAUUCACCCAGUUAGCUGUUGUGUAAUUCUCAACAAGAGAAAGAUAUUUAUCAUACUCAAGUGCAGAUUAAAUUCAUGAAUAUGAAAAUUGGCUUUAAUUUAAUCUUCUGAUAACGUUGGAGUGGUGGCAUAAAGAUUUUGUCUUUUGGGUCCAGUUGUGUUCUCUGCGUGUGUUCACUCAUACGUUGUUUGGCCAUACUGUUGGUCCCGCUGGUGUUUUGCUGUACCAGCUGUGUGUCUCAAUGCAACAUCUAGGGCGAACUCUAAUAAUAUCUGGCUACAAGGUCAAGAGGCUUAACACUUGAGGAUGAUCAUUUUAUAUUUGUACUAAAUAAGGGCGAUUUUUGUUGGUUUGUUUUCACUUUGACUUCUAUUUUUUUGCCGUUUGGUUUCAGGAAUCAGUUUUCAGUCAAUGAGGCUGUUGUGGAAAAAAAAAAAAAGCAGAAAUGAAAAUGAAUACUGCGAAAGAGAAGUGCACACUAACACACACACACACACACACACACACACACUGAUUCCAGAUUUACAGUAUGUUUGAACAGAACCCAGAAAAUAUGAAAUCAUGUCUGUUUCUAUUUCUGAGGGAUUUUCAUGUAAGAGGUCCAGAUUUUGCUCCGUCUGUUUAGCGAUGUGUAUAAACUCCUUGUCAUCAGGAACUUUAACAUGAUUUCUCUUGUUGUAGUAAAGAACUUUCUUUUUUGUACUUAGAUUGCUUCAAAUAUGUUGAAAUACUUUGCAGCCAUCCAAUAAACAAACCACGCAGUUUA